This is a messenger RNA of Bradysia coprophila, 2985 nucleotides long. Its product is annotated as U2 snRNP-associated SURP motif-containing protein. Gene Ontology annotation, molecular function: RNA binding. Gene Ontology annotation, cellular component: nucleus. Gene Ontology annotation, biological process: RNA processing. The record is from RefSeq and is a predicted model, not a curated record. NCBI's taxonomy places the organism in Eukaryota, Metazoa, Arthropoda, Insecta, Diptera, Sciaridae.
GAAAGAACGCAUCACAUUUUGACAUAAGAAAAAUGGUUCUCCCUCAUGAAAGCAUCAAAACAUCAUCGAAGUGAAAGAAAUUUAUUGAAAAUUCUUUACCGCGCCAGCUUCCAUGGUCAAUUAGUUUAAAAUGAAGAAAAUAAAUGAACAGAAAUUACAAGCGUUCGACAUCGGGGCAAUGGGUAAAAGAGCAUUGUCCCGGCGCGAACAAGAGGAGCGCCGGAAGCGUGAGGAGGAAACGGCUGCUGCUCAUGUUUUCAAGGAAUUUGUCGAAACAUUCCAAGAGGCCCCGUCAAAUGUGUCCAAGGUCUGGGUUAAAGCUGGUGUUUAUGAUGCUGGCACACGGCGUGAAGACAAUCGAGACAAGGGAAAAUUGUACAAACCAACGGCUAAGGAGGAGAAAUCAUCUGCAGAGAGAGCACAGGAAUAUGCAAAACUCUUAUCGACCGACAAUAAAGCGUCGAAUUCAUCACAGAAAAAGAAAACCCAGGAAAAGAAGAAAAGUAACUUGGAACUGUUUAAGGAGGAGCUUCGGCAGAUCCAAGAAGAACGUGAAGAGAGAUACAAGUACAAAUCUAUAGCGAAAACCAUUCUACAGGCUCCCGAACCCGAUCUGUUAACGCCACGUGACAACGAGUUCGGAUCGAUGGAUAACGGAGAUCCGAAUACAACCAACAUUUACCUGGGCAAUUUGAAUCCGAAAAUAUCGGAACAACAACUAAUGGAGCUAUUCGGUCGAUAUGGUCCAUUGGCGAGCAUCAAAAUCAUGUGGCCACGGUCAGAAGAAGAGAAAUCUCGUGGUCGAAACUGUGGAUUCGUUGCGUACAUGAGUCGAGUGGAUGCGGAAAGAGCGUUGAAGAAUUUGAACGGUCGGGAUGUGAUGGGUUAUGAAAUGAAAUUGGGAUGGGGAAAAAGUGUUACCAUUCUGAAUCAUCCGAUAUUCAUACCACCAGCACUCGUUGAGCAUGUUAUGCCGCCACCUCCGUCUGGUCUGCCUUUCAAUGCUCAGCCACAAUUUAACGAUAUUUCAAAUUUUCCGCCGAAAGAGUAUUUCCUGAACUACAACACCGAUCCCGACAUUAAGCGGGACAUGGAAGAGAUUGCAUACAAAUGUAUCGUCAAGGUGAUGAUACCCACCGAGAGACCUCUGCUGGCACUUGUUCACCGAAUGAUAGAAUUUGUCGUGCGCGAAGGUCCGAUGUUUGAAGCAAUGAUAAUGAGACGUGAAAUCGAUAAUCCAAUUUUUCGGUUUCUCUUCGAAAAUGAGAGUCCAGCUCACAUCUAUUAUCGCUGGAAACUGUUUUCCCUACUCCAGGGUGACACUCCGACCGAGUGGCGACAGAAAGAAUUUCGAAUGUUUAAACGCGGUGCCAUCUGGAAACCACCAGCUCUUAAUUUCUACACACAAGGAAUGCCAGAAGAAUUAAUUUCGGACGAUGGUGCACCGGAAUGUAAUAAAGGCGCACUGUCAACAGCACAACGAGAUCGAUUAGAAGAUUUAAUUCGGCAUUUGACUCCCGAACGAUCAAAGAUUGGUGAUACGAUGAUAUUCUGCAUAGAACAUGCUGAAGCUGCCGAUGAAAUUUGCGAAUGUAUCGAGGAAUCGAUGUCAAACUUAGACACAUUAGUCAGCAAGAAAAUCGCUCGACUCUAUCUGAUUUCCGACAUUUUGCACAACUGCAGUGUUAAAGUAUCCAAUGCCAGCUUCUUCAGGAAAUCCAUGGAAAAUCACUUGGAACAAGUCUUCACACACCUUCGUGCAAGUUAUAUGGCUCUUGAAAGUCGUUUAAAAGCCGAGGGAUUCAAACUGCGAGUUUUACAAGUUUUCAAAGCUUGGGAGGACUGGACUGUAUACCCACGAGACUUUCUGACAAAAUUGAAGCAUAUUUUCCUUGGACUGUCACUGUCGAACGACAAACCGUCGGAUAUCGAUGGCAAUCCAAUUUCUGAUGACGAAAAAGAUGAUGAGGAUUUGGAUGGCAUACCGUUGGAUGGGGCGGCUUUAUUGAAAAGUGCAAUGAUUCGCGGUAUACCCGCAGAAAAUCGAAUGCGAGAGAUGGAACGAGAUAGCGAAGACGAUGACAUUGAUGGUGUACCAUUUGAUGAAGACAUUGAUGGCAUUCCGUUGGAAAAACUACAAUCUUCGUCGUCUGCUAAACCAGGCGGCGGAGGAUUCAUUCCAUCAAAAUGGGAAACUGUAGAUCCAGAUCAGAUUGAGGCUCAGGCAAUAACAACUAGCAAAUGGGAUACGUUAGACAAUUCCGCUCCGGAGCCACCUACUUUGUCAGAAGUCAGUACGGAUGGCAGUUUCGACAACGAUCCAAGAGACUUAGACGAAGAAAAACGAUCUCGCUUAAAGAAAAUUGAGACAAAAGUACUGCAAUACCAAGACGAACUGGAAUCAGGGUCACGUCAACUAAAGCCGGGCUGGACAAUUGACAAGCAAAUUCAACACUACAGAAGAAAGCUAACGAAACAAAUGAAGAAAUCCGAAUUCCAAAGAGACGAUACUGAGUCUCCCGACGAAAAGUACUAUCGGAGUAAAAGAAGUCCUAGUCCAUCCGACGUAUUGUCUUGCCGCAAAUCCAAGAAAUCCAAACGAUCACCAUCACCGCUUUACACAAAAUCGUCAAGAAGAAGAUCACGAGACUCAUUGUCGCCGACAAGAUCAUUCAAAUCCAAACGACCCCGCUCUCGAUCUUAUUCGCGGUCGCGAUCACCAAGCUAUCCAGACUCGCCGAGAAAAUAUGAAAAGCGAUCCGGUUACAGAUCCCCAUCGCCAGGGAAAUCAGCACGUCGUCUUUCGCAAGAGCGAGGUCGCAGCACACGUGAAAUACAAAUGUCGCCAGUUCGAUAUGCCAAAUCGCCAAGGCAUAGGUCUGACAAACAUCGUAAGCACAAAUACUGAAUUCAUUUUUUAAUUUUUAUUAAUUGUUGAGGAGAUGGAGAAGAUUUUUUUUAAAUAAAAACUAAAGAAUGCAAAUU